GGUGCAUUUGCUACUCUGGUCAGAGUUGUGACCUCUGGACCAAACACACAUGUCUCUAAGCUUGUACUGAAGAUGAAUGAACAAUCAGCUGUAAGGAAUUCAUCAUCAGACAACCUUGUGUACAUAGACAGAGCUGAGGAGAACCUGAAGCAGAAAGGAGUUUUUCGCAGAGAGUUCCCCAUCAAGCUGGCGUUUGCAUGUACCAUUCACAAGGUUCAGGGUAUGACCACUAACUCAGCUGUGGUGUCACUGAAGCAUGUGUUUGAAGCUGGCAUGGCUUAUGUUGCUCUCAGCAGGUUGACCUCUCUCAGUGGACUACAUCUUCUAGACAUGGAUGAGAGGAAAAUCUACGCCAACCCAGAAAUCACUGCUGCUCUGGAAACCAUGAGACAAGUCAGCUUGAAGGACAUGAUGCCUCUUCUUAAAAUAAGCCCUUUACUGAGCAGACAUGACACUCUGACCAUUGUCCACCAUAACACAGAAGCAGAGAGUCUCCAUCUAGAUGGCUACAAAAUGUUCAAGAGGAACAGGCACCUGUCAUACACACAGUUUCCACACAUGGCAAGCAGAGGUGGGGGUGGAGUGGCUGUUUAUGUUGAAGCUCCACUGCCUGCACUGAUUGCAGCUGUCUACAGACCUCCUGACUACAGCCUAACAUCCUUCUUAUCCAACCUAAGGAGUCUUCUGGAUGCACUUGAGAUCAUUGACUGUCAUCCCAUCAUUGUCUGUGGUGAUUUUAAUGAGAAUCUUAUGUCUUCUGACAACAAGCCAAUACUGGAGCUGUUCAGGUCUAGAGGAUAUGACAAAGUGGUCACUGAUGCUACCACAGAAAAGAACACACUGCUGGACCACAUCUUCAUCUUACGACCAAACCAGUGUCUUCACAGUGGUGUGAUGAGAACGUACUACAGCUACCAUGACCCUGUGUUCUGUGUGCUGUCCUCAUGAUAAGGUCAGGUGAGUUGCACAGUAACAUCUAUCUGCUUAACAUGGAAAAAAUAACUGCAUAACACAGAGUGUUAAUACAAACAUAAGAGUGACUAACAUAAAAUGAUUAAGUAGAAUAAAUCAUGUCGUUGUUUACAAAAAUGUAUGUAAAAAUAUUCAAUUAUAUAGUUAAAACAUACAAAUAAAGCAAGGUAAUUGCAUCAAACACUAACUAGUGGAUCCUCUGUGGAUCCUGGCUCCACAACCAGGCUCUGGAAACUUGAAAUCACUGCUUUAUUCAAGUGACCAGUUACACUUGUUUGGUUCUAACAGAAUAUGAAUGUUCUUUGUUCUCGUUGUUACAACGACGCGUAACUGAUUAACUGUUACUUAGUGUUAAUGUCUUUAUAUUUAAGUUCCUGAAGGUAAAUAAAAUUCACUGAUCUAAUGUUGUCUAUUAAGGUUCCCAUAAUAUUUUAAAACUAAACAUAUGUGUUAGUCUAAUAAUGGAGGUUUACAACGUAUUUAGUAACAUAUUUGGUUUGGUUCUUUUUCAUUAGGUUUAUAUUGUUGAUAUUUUCUCUUUCUGGGAUGGUAAAUGCACAGGCCAAUAGUGUGUUAGCAGCUGUUGUACAUAGCUGCCAACACACGUUUACAUUGACUAUGUGUUAGUGUAACACAUAGUCCCCCCCAGCUAAAACCCCACUUUGUUUGUUUUAUAUUGUUUUCCUUUGGCAAAUCCAGUUUUCAUUAUUUGUCUUCUAAAUAAUUGUUAUUACACUAUAUUGUCAAAACUUUUAGAACCCUUGAAACCCUUGAUCAGGCAUGAAUUCCCAUACUUUGAUGUGGAGGAGCUUGACUGACAUUAGUCCUGACUUCCACCUGAUAUAACAUUUUUAGGAUGGUUAGAGUGGAGACUGUGAGCCAGGUUUUCUCCAAAAUUAUAACCUGACCUCAUGGAUGUUCUUCUAGAGCAAUGGAAGAGGCCUUUUUUUGCCACUCCUGUAUAACACAAUAGAACUCAGAACAGUAUCUGAAUGGUUUCCUUUUUAAUAUUUGAUGUUUAUGUUUUCCAAUGCAAAGUAUUUUGGGUAUAUUUAUGGUUCCUGUUUUGUUUUAGAUUUAUUAGACAUUAUUUUUUAAAUGUUUCUUCUUUCUUUUUUCAAACAAUGUUAUGAAUACAUAUAUGUUUUAAAAUUUUAAUGGUAAGUUUAUGGCCCCACAUUGGAACAAUACUGUACGAGAACAGUCUACAACUUUGUGAUCAGUGAAAUCUAAAUUUUACUCUCAUCUUCUUAACAUGUAAUUUUUGAUACAUGUUGAUUGUUCAUCGGCUCAGUCUCCGUUGUGCACUGUGUUUUAUCAAAACCAUCAAAGAAAGAAGAACAUAAAGAUCUCUUAAUUAUUUAUUUAUUUAUUAGUUAGUUAGUUAGUUUGAUUUCUUAUUAAAAUAUGUCUUGGUGUGUACUGGGUGUGCAGACAAUUAACUCAUGACAAAAACACAAGUUAUCAUGUAACUUUAUUUCAGAUACCUAUCAGCUGACACAUGAAUGUCUAUCCCACCUCCAAGGCUGUACGUGGACAUGCUGUAAUAUUAGAUCUGUUUCCUUGGAGAGAAGAUUUGAUGAUGAUUCUCGUAUGUUUUCUGUGAUGACAUUUGCAUGUUACAAACACCCAAGACCAGAAAAAACGGAACCCACAAGCAGUAACAGGUGAGGAUGGCAGAAUACCAAACGAUUUUUAAUAUUACUACACAAAACAAAGGAUCACUACAGAGUAGGAAAAAGGUUCAUCAACUAAACUGAGGAGCACUGCGAAGCAGGACCAAACAAACUAGACAGAGGAAUGAUACCAAACAGAAGUAACUUCCAAACAAAAUCAGGACACAAUAGGUUGUUGCACUGAGUAGGCAAAAUAUAACAAAGAGUAACAAGGCUUUCACACACUACAGAGUCAGGCUCUACAUCGCUCUACAAACGUAGCCAAAUUUAGGAGUAACAGGGCUGUUCACAAUCCAAACUAAACAAAAAAAACAACUGUCAUACAUGAAGCCAGAUGCAAACAGAGAGUCCACCAUGACACACUGACAACUGGAGGAGUCUUCAUCCUCCACUUAAAUAGUCCCCCAGUUAAUGAUGUUCCCGGAAGGAAACAGCUGCUCAAUGCCGCCCUCUGAGGUUGGGAGGAGACUCACAACAUUGCAUCCUUUGCCUCAACUGCUCCAGGACUGUGACAAUCACGUUACAAUAACUAAGACAUCAUGUUGCAGCAGACCACAUUGCAGCACCAAAGAAGUGACUCUGCUGGACCACACAGAUGAAUGCUGUACCACCUGCUGAUCCUUUUAGUUCUUCAAAAGACAGUAUGAUUCCUACCAAACUUAGCCUCACCUUCCUUUUUCCUCUGGGACAAACGAUAAACCACACCGACCACAGCUGACCUGCCAAUCAACAGCAGACAUUAGUGAUGUGUCGUUCGUGAACGAUUCGUUCAAUAUGAACUAAUCUUUUAUGUGACUCGGGAGGAACGGGUUGUAGCAAUCCACGUCUGGACUGAGGUAACCUGACCUACAUGUGAACUUACAGUAACUCCCUCCUUUGAAGAGCCUCUACGUCCUCUCCAGUCCCCAGAGAUAAGGGACCCUGAACCUUUCUCCACCACAGGAGGCUGGUUUCUAUCAUAACAGGCACCAAUUAGCGCCAACAUCUCAAAUGUCCACAUCAAAGAACCACGAGUCCACUUUGUUGAUCUACCUGUAAAUCUCACAGGAUUCCACCUCUGCUUAUCAUGCCAAAAGGACAGGCUGUCACAUUUAUCACUGAGAAGCUGCCUCUCCUAGAACUGGGACCACCAGCCAUAAAAUGUGGAAUGUGCUCAUCAAGACAACGAGAGACUUCAUUUGGACACAGGUUCUGGUUCAGAUGCACCAGAACUUUCAACUUCCAUUAAACUGAAACCAUUGUAUUUUGUGGACAAAAUGUUUUCAUUUGGUAUUAGAUUGGUUUCUGUGUGAUGUUUAAUGCCUGAUCUACAGAUUUGCCAGGAAAUUCCUAAAGUCACAAAGGGACUCCAACUUAUCACCACGCUUUCCUUUGUGUGAAGGCACAAAGUUGAAAUACAGAUACUCACCUUCUUUACUUAUUUUAAUCUGUGCCUCAUACACAUAGACUAUGUCCACCAGCUACAAUUAUGUAUCCUCAUUAUUGUAUAACAUUUUUAAGUGUUACAAUUGUUUAAUUAGUAAUAUCCAGAUUAGGUCAUUUAUAAUUUGAUUUUACUUGCAUUUAUUAUUCGUGUAUGUUUUAGUGUUUACUGGGUGUUGCAUUAGACAAGACCAGUCAUGAUAAAUAACAUUACAUUUGUUACAGCGUUGUAAGGGACCACGUAUAAGACCUUAAUAUUCUAUGCAUUUAAUAUUGCUGUUUAACCAUUCUGACUUCUCUGCUUAUUUGAGUGUCAAAGUGAUCAUUACAUGUUUAUUGUGUUAUGGUGUGAUGGAACUUUGAGCGUGAUGAAAAGAGGAAAGCUUAGCUAUCCCAGAUUUGGGAGCGAUCCAAAUCAAAUAGUUUGAUUCCUGGUCUGAAGAGGUGGAACUCUUCACCACUGGUUGAACUAAAUUCUCCGCCCUGCAGUGACCACUGCCCCAGGGGUAUUUAAACCAGUGACACCCUAGGCGAAUCGAAUUUCCCUCUAUCUUCAAACUUCUUUGACCUUUUCUUUUUGCGUCGCAUUACUUUUCUUUAAUUUUCCUUUGUUCUUAAAUUUUGUAAACCUAAGUUAAACUUAGAAACACGAAUAAACAACGAUUUUUAUUACGUUAGAAAGUCAUCAAGAAACUCAGCGAAACUGAAACUCACAACCAGUCCUUAAUUGAGGAAUUGUGGAAUACCUUCAAAGUCCAGCCUGGCUGACUGUUACUUUGCUGACCCCGAGCCGUCAUCAUCACCGCGGGUGACGAUUCCUGGCCCAGAGGCCGUGGCACCUGGACCAGAGAGGGCACGUCUGCUCAACCAACCAGUAGCGGGAGACGCUGCACAGCGGCUACAGCUCCAAACUAAGGCAAGACGAACAUCUCUAAUCCUCUGAGAAUUCUGGUGUUUCUCAAACUUCUAAAAUUGAACAUUUCAAAUUGAUUAGUUAUCCUUAGAUUCGAAUUAGUUAGAGACAAAUACUCUUUUCGCUUGAUCAAAGCCAUCACACACUUGACCAUUCUUUGUGUUUUCACUCAUUGAUUCAUUCACUGUUCAUCAUUUCAUUCUGAUCGUUCUCUCAUUUUCUAUU
This is a messenger RNA of Betta splendens (Siamese fighting fish), 5208 nucleotides long. RefSeq lists its product as uncharacterized. Gene Ontology annotation, molecular function: catalytic activity. The transcript has 3 exons. NCBI's taxonomy places the organism in Eukaryota, Metazoa, Chordata, Actinopteri, Anabantiformes, Osphronemidae. The coding region runs from base 73 to 948 and encodes 291 amino acids. The record is from RefSeq and is a predicted model, not a curated record.